AUAACACAUGGUCUGCAACUCUUCAUUGACUACGACAGGAUCUGCGAACUCGUUCAUCUCAUUAUGGAGGGCUCGUGCAGUUGCGGCGCUGUGAAGUUCAUCACUCCCACAGAUUCGCCACUACGCCUCUUUCAUUGCCAUUGUCUCGACUGUCGCAAGCAGUCCGCCAGUGCCUAUGGCACUUCCGCCAUUUUCCCCUUCUUCAGUGUUGAAGAUGACCCCCAUGUGUCUUAUUUCAUUCGCACGUGCGACAGCGGGCGUAAACAAAAAUGUUACUUCUGCAAAGACUGCGGAAGCAGGAUCCUUCACGCUCACGUUGUCGACCAAGGACACCCAGAAGUGGUCGCAGUAAAAGGAGGGUUAUUGGAUGGCUUAGAUUGGAAGGGUGCAAUGCAUAUCUACACUCGAAGCGCUGUUGUUUCCAUACCAGAUGGCGCGGAAACGUCUGAGGCUGAUCCGGGAUGGACUAAGAAGUGA
Molecule: messenger RNA, 477 nt
Organism: Periconia digitata
Lineage: Eukaryota; Fungi; Ascomycota; Dothideomycetes; Pleosporales; Periconiaceae
Source: the annotation of a GenBank genome assembly